AUGAAUGCAUGGCUGGGUUUUACUAACAGACGUAAUGUCCAAACACCAGAGAUUAUACAGGAAUUAUGCGGACAACGGAUCCGACAGUUCAUCAAUGGCUCGGACUUUGUGUUGGCUAUGAAUGAGGACAACCAUGUGUUCAGUUGGGGAAGCAAUGAUUGGGGACAGUUAGGCAGGGAUCAGGAAACACGUCAAGUAUGGAAAAUUCCUCAGAAGAUUUUCUAUUUAAAUGACAAGAAUAUCAAACAAAUCAUUUGCUCAUUUAAUCACUCCCUGGCCCUCACCACCGAUGGUGAGGUGUACGGGUGGGGCAGCAAUAGGUGGGGACAAUUAGGCUGCGGAACUAAUUCACAAGAAAAUCUUUACGAAAAUCAUUUCAUUGAGUUGUCGGAUAAGCCCAUAGGUUCGGGAGGUUUCGGAACAAAUUUCAUUUUAGAAUUUUCUGAUAUGACACAACUGUUUGGUGAAGUCAAGAAUUUAGUUAAAGUUCACUCAGAAUAUGUGAUCCAGUAUUUCAAUUCAUGGAUUGAAGGGAAUUCAUUAUAUAUUCAAAUGGAGUUCUGUUCACAGAAUUUAAGGAAUAUUCUCGAAAAGAAAGCAAAAGUAUUUUCGAGACGAUUAGGAAAAGCCAUGAAUUGUGUCGAGUAUUUCAUUUCGUGUGAAAUAUUCCGUCAGAUCUUAGAAAGUGUUCAGUAUUUGCAUGAAUUGAAUCCACAGAUCNAGAUCUUAGAAAGUGUUCAGUAUUUGCAUGAAUUGAAUCCACAGAUCAUUCACAGAGACCUCAAACCAGAAAAUAUAUUAAUCACUGAAAAUGUAAGGAACGGUAGAUUUGUUAAGUUAUGUGACUUUGGUUUGGCUACAGUUCACGACAAAGACACAAAUUAUAUUACACGUAAUAAACACACAACAGGUGUGGGCACUAUAAAGUACCAAGCACCCGAAAUAUCUCAGGGAAGCAACUAUGGGCUUAAAUUCUGA
Molecule: messenger RNA, 978 nt
Organism: Oppiella nova
Lineage: Eukaryota; Metazoa; Arthropoda; Arachnida; Sarcoptiformes; Oppiidae
Source: the annotation of a GenBank genome assembly